CCCAGCCGUCAUCGUCAUCCUCCGCCUGUUCUCUGUCUCGCGAGUUUAUGUAAAUCUAUUCUUCACCACCGACGCUCCCCCAUUUCCCCACGCCCCAGUGAGCUGCAGGAUAGUGGCAGUAUAAAGUAUAUCCUCCCUCGGAAAAAGAUAAGACGCCAAGGCAGGAGGGAGAUGAAGAUGGCGGACGCCAAGCAGAAGCGGAACGAGCAGCUGAAACGGUGGCUGGGCUCGGACACCGAUCUUGAGCCGCCCAUCCUCAAGAAAAGGAAGAGCAAGGUGAAGUUCGACGAUGGCGCCGUUUUCUUGGCUGCCUGUUCAAGCGGCGACAGCGACGAGGUUCUCAAACUGCUGGACCGGGGCGCUGACAUCAACUACGCAAAUGUAGACGGGCUCACCGCCCUCCAUCAGGCCUGCAUAGAUGACAAUAUAGAAAUGGUGACAUUUCUGGUCGAAAAUGGGGCAAGUAUCAACCAGCCCGAUAACGAAGGCUGGAUUCCGCUGCAUGCAGCUGCUUCCUGUGGAUAUCUUGAUAUAGCUGAGUAUUUAAUUCGUCAAGGGGCUGAUGUAGGCGUUGUCAACAGUGAAGGGGAGACUCCGCUAGAUAUCGCUGAGGAAGAAGCAAUGGAGGAACUUCUGCAAAAUGAAGUUAAUCGCCAAGGGGUGGAUAUAGAAGCUGUCCGGAAAGAGGAGGAAAGGAUUAUGCUGCGUGAUGCACACCAGUGGUUAAACAGUGGCCAGAUCAAUGAUGUCAGGCAUGCCAAGUCUGGGGGCACUGCAUUGCAUGUGGCUGCUGCAAAGAGUUAUGUAGAGGUUUUAAAGCUUUUAAUCCAGGCAGGGUAUGAUGUAAAUAUUAAAGAUUAUGACGGUUGGACGCCACUCCAUGCUGCUGCACACUGGGGAAAAGAGGAAGCUUGCCGUGUUUUAGUAGAAAGUCUAUGUGAUAUGGACACUGUCAACAAAGUGGGUCAAACAGCCUUUGAUGUAGCAGAUGAAGAUGUCCUUGGUUACUUAGAAGAAUUACAAAAGAAGCAAAAAUUGCUUCUUAGUGAGAAACCGGAAAUUCAGACAACGACAACAACGGAGAACAACCAGUCGCUUAAACCAGGCAAGAAUAAAGAGACUCUCCUCAUCGAGCAGGAGAAGAGCAUGCCCCGCAUAGAGUCUCUGGAGCAGGAGAAAGUAGACGAGGAAGAGGAGGGGAAGAAGGAUGAGUCCAGCUGUUCCAGUGAAGAGGAAGAGGAGGAGGACUCUGAGUCCGAAACAGAAGCAGAAAAAAACAAAACUUCUGUGCCUGUAAAUAAUACAAAUAGUACCACAACACAGCCAUCCAGCGUGACGGUAUCUUCUCCAACAAUACCUACGAACCAGGUUACACCAACGUCACCUGUCAAGAAGUCUGAUUUUAUUACUCCUCUCAUGCCUGUGGCGGAGCUAUGUGAUCCUGCAUCAUGGCGUCAAGGCUUGCGCAAAACUGGCAUUUCUCUUGUGCCCAAUAAGGGUGAAAAGGCUAUGUUUGCUCCUCCUGCUGGCAAGGUCUCUCCAAAAGAGGAGGAGAGGAAAGACGAAUCCCCCGCCUCAUGGAGGUCUGGUCUACGGAAGACUGGUAGCUAUGGGGCACUGGCUGAGAUCACAGCAGCAAAGGAGGCACAGAAAGAGAAGGAAACCACUGGGGUGAUGCGGUCAGCUUCUAGUCCUAGACUUUCUUCCACCUUGGACAACAAGGAUAACAAAGGAACCAGACUGGCUUAUGUGGCACCCACAAUACCAUCCAGAAGACUUGCUAGUGCAUCAGACAUUGACGAAAAAGAAAACAGGGACUCUGCUGCUAGUCUGGUACGUAGUGGGUCUUACACACGGCGCAGGUGGGAUGAUGACCUGAAGAACAAUGAAGGAUCAGCUUCCUCGAACAAAAUGCCAAGUUACCAGCGAAGCACUUCUUACUCACUAGCAGUAGGCAGAAGUAGCAGUGUGAGAGAAGUACCAGCUAAGUCUUCAUCUGCCAUCAGCUUGGAUCCUAAUAAUACUAAACCUUGGCAGCCCCCCUCGACUCAGUACUCGUCUUACAGCAUUUAUAGAAGUGGAUCUUUUGGGAGAAGGCAGGACGACUUGUUUAGUUCUAGUGUUCCAUCCACCACCUCGCCCUCAUCUGUUACCUCGCCCACUGGCCUACAGAGAAGUCUGCUCUUCAGCUCAAGCACUAUUACCAAAACCACCACAGCAACGGCUCCAUCAAGCUUAACAAGCAGUACCUCAAAUCGAUUGUGGUCUGAUGAAAGUGCGGAAAGGGAGAAAGAUUCUGGGCCGACAUCCUUGGCAGUCAUUCCUACCGUCAGUACUGCUGCUUCUACUACUACUACUACCACCACCACCUCCACCACUGGCACUGUACCCUCGGCCGAUGGCAGGGAGCGCCGCAGGUCAUACCUCACUCCUGUCCGAGAUGAAGAGUCAGAGUCUCAAAGGAAAGCCAGGUCCAGACAAGCGAGGCAGUCAAGAAGGUCCACACAGGGUGUAACCCUAACUGAUCUCCAAGAAGCGGAAAAGACUAUUGGUCGUGGCCGUCCAAUUCGAACUCGGGAAGAGGAGAAGGAAAAGGAAGAAAAAGAGAAACAAGACAAAGAAAAACAAGAGGACAAGAAAGAAUCAGAGACACGAGAGGAUGAUUAUCGACAGCGAUACCGGAGCUUUGAAGAGACUUAUCAACGUUACAGACCAACAAGUGCAUCAACAGCAACUUCAUCGUCCACUUCCAGCAGUUCCCUUUACACAUCUAGCCCACUCAGUCGGCCUAACAGCUUGAUAGGCAUUACAUCUGCAUACCCCAGCUACUCUAGGACGUCAAGGGAAACUGAAAAAGAAGCUGAUAAAAAGGAGGAAGAAAAAGAAGGAGAAGAUAAGUCCCAAAUCAAAUCAAUACGUGACAGACGGAGACCCAGGGAAAAACGAAGGUCCACCGGCGUCUCCUUUUGGACACAGGAUAGUGACGAAAAUGAUCAGGAACUGUCAGAUUCAGAAGAAGGGACAAACAGGAAUGAAACCCAGAGCGACAGACUUUCAAGGUAUGACUCUGGAUUGUCUAGCACUGCUGUUGAUCGUUAUGACCAUCUUAUUGGUCGCAGCAACAGUGAAGGUAGAAAACCAUAUUCUAGCAGGCUGGAAAGAGAAGAUACAACCGAUUACAAAAAGCUUUACGAACAGAUUCUAGCUGAAAAUGAGAAACUGAAGGCACAACUACGUGACACAGACUUGCAGCUAGCAGACUUGAAAUUACAAUUGGAGAAGACAACACAGAGACAAGAAAGAUUUGCUGACAGGUCGCUGUUGGAAAUGGAGAAAAGGGAAAGGAGGGUUCUCGAAAGGAGGAUAGCUGAGAUGGAAGAAGAACUCAAGAUGCUACCAGACUUGAAAGCAGACAACCAGAGACUAAAGGAUGAAAACGGAGCCUUGAUUAGAGUCAUAAGCAAACUUUCAAAGUAAACCAGUUUCUACAGCAGCACAACUAAUGGUGUUGCACAGUAAUGUUAAUUGCAACAGACAUCAGCUACAAGGCUAAGAUCUCCUUUCUUUCCAUCUGCAGAAACCCCUGCCCCACAUCCUAUCCUAUUUUAUCAUCCAUUAACCCUAACUAGGUUAUUUUACUGAAACCUGCGGCUGCUGACAAGACUGAGUUUACAGUGAGAAAACAUUACAAGAAAAAUUAAGGCCAGAGACGCCUCGAAUAUUUAACCAGUAAGCCUUAGUUGUACAUAAACACUUGCAUCAAGAGCUCUCUGCUGUCACAGAAGAACAGUUACUCAACACAAGAUUAACUGUGCCACAGAGCUUGCAUAUUUUUCUGUUUUUGUUUCAUCACCUGCUUAGAGGUGUUGUGUGCUGUGCUGUUCGUCUAACCACCCAUGUGCCAGAGGUAUUUUCCUAGUUGCUCAGUGUUCACUCAACUGACCAGUCUGGAGAGGCCCAACAUCUCACCCAGUUAAUGGAUGUUACUGCAAGGGUUGGUUCUGUUUUUUAAACGGAGGAAACCAUUUGUCUCAUUAUAUUGAACAGGUGGACUUGGUGGAACAUUAGCUUUCACUGUAUGUGCAAUAUGCAUUUAUUUCUUAUAAAAUGCUUGAUUUCUUUUCGGCCUUCACCAUUUUGUUUUUUUUUUAGUUUGUAGCGUAAUUGUCGGACUAUACUGUAAUCUUCACUUCACAUUUUAGCCGGUACUGAGUGAGCUGUAUAUAUGUACUGUUUGAGUUUCAGACCACCACAUGGCAUGCAUUAUGCUUCCCUAUUUACAAAAAGUCUGUUACUAUUAAAACGUACAACUGCAAAAAGUGUGUUUUUAACUCAUUUCAAUUAUUUUAUAAUAUAAAUAGUGGAUAUAAUAGAUCACUGUCUUUUAUUUAAAGAUAGCAUACAGUUUUGUGGGGUUUUUUUUGUGUUUUUUUUUUUAUAAGUGUUCACAAUAAUAAAUGUGUGAAAGGGUAGUAAUAAUUGCUUCACUACGUUUCACACAGUGUAUCUUUGGAAGAGUGCUGUUAUUUAACCUGAAGUACUAGCCAAAGCAUCACAAAGUGUUGGGUAUUCCUAACCCCAUCCUUUUCACUUUACUGUCUACAUGCACUGUGUAAAUGCCAUGUGAAGAGUCAUUUAUAGUUUUGAGAGUAUCAUGUCAGAGACCAGAAAUCAGAAGAUAUAUGUUAUGCAUUUCAGUGGCCUUUUCUUUUAGCUAUAGUGAAUAAGACUAAUUGUCAGCAGCAUUUUUUUUUCUUUUUUUCUCCCAGUCGUGGCGUGUAAACAGGAGUGUGACUUCAUACUAGCACACAUUGUGCUGUAUCCUAAACCACUGAAGAUUUCAACCAUUAAAAGAAAUUGUACAUUGUAAAGCUUGCGGUAGCUAUUAUAUUAUCAUUGAUUAUAUUGUAUACUAUAUUACAUGUGAAUUUAUACCCCCUUCAUAAAAAGCAAAACAAGGUCUUCAUGUUUAUUACCUAUUUUAUUUUUAAACCUGGGCAAGCGUCCCUCUGUAUGUCUGUCUUAUUUGGUGAUUGGUUUUGUGUAGGUGUGAGGCCAUGCUCUUGCUACCAUGCUCAGGAUUUUUGAUUUCAAAGGUACAAGGAGGGUUUGAAAUCCCUCGUAUGGAUUGAUCUUGUGUGACUGAUUGAUUUAUGAUGACCCAAAUGUUCACUGAGAAAUUGAGUAUUGCUAAAAGAGUAGAAGUUUGAAUGAUAGUGAACAAUGGAUUAACUGGUUACUCUCACUGAGAAUUAAUUAAAAACUUACAGAUUCUGUUUGUUUUGGGUGCAUGUGCAGAUUUAACAAAGCUACUUGUUUCUAAUAUUUUAGUGUUUUAUAUUUAGGUUAUUUAUUCUUUAUCUGAGACAGUGAAGUUACAGUGGCUACAGUGCUAUGAUUUUAUUGGUAGUAUCGAGCAGACCUUGUAUCAUCAUGAAACUAGUUGCUGAAACUCAGUUAUUUUGAAAAUUGUAUUUUGACAUAUACAAAUAAAAACAAAUAAAGUUA
Molecule: messenger RNA, 5508 nt
Organism: Polyodon spathula (Mississippi paddlefish)
Lineage: Eukaryota; Metazoa; Chordata; Actinopteri; Acipenseriformes; Polyodontidae
Product: protein phosphatase 1 regulatory subunit 12A-like
Exons: 27
Coding region: 172-3477 (1101 amino acids)
Biological process (GO): signal transduction
Cellular component (GO): cytoplasm; A band; Z disc
Molecular function (GO): phosphatase regulator activity; protein kinase binding; enzyme inhibitor activity
Source: RefSeq, a predicted model, not a curated record